Molecule: messenger RNA, 1245 nt
Organism: Pedinophyceae sp. YPF-701
Lineage: Eukaryota; Viridiplantae; Chlorophyta; Pedinophyceae
Source: the annotation of a GenBank genome assembly
AUGCGCAGCGCGGCGUGGGCGGCCGCAGUCGCGGCCGCGGUGCUCGCAGGGGUCCUGGCGGUGGCUCUGGCGGUCCGCCAGGAGCCGGGCGACGGCAAGUUCCGCCCGCAGGCGUUCACGUUCGUCGUGGGGUCGGACCUCCACAUCGGCGUGAAGGGAUCCAAGGAAGAUGGGGACACGAACACGUACAAAAACGCGAAGAAGUUCGUCAAGUUCCUGAACAACUGGGACGAGAACAAGCUCAAGUGGCCGGAGGACCUCGGCGGCGACGACGUGCAGCGGCCCCAGGGUGUCAUUCUCACGGGGGACCUGGUCAACGACGGGGGGGAGCCGGAUCUCGUCAAGGGCCAGUGGGACAAGUACACGAAGCUGUUCGCGCCCAUCAAGGGCGACGCGAAGCUCGACUACGACGUGUACGAGGGCGCCGGGAACCACGACGGCGGCUCCGUGGAGCCUGACCUGCACAGCAUGCAUCCGGACGAGUCGGACGUGCCGCGGCAGGCGAUCGUGGCGAACAACGCCAACCGCGCGCAGCGUGUGCACACGUCGCGCAACGGGCUGCACUACUCGUGGGACUGGGGCCCGAUCCACUUCGUGAUGCUCAACCUCUACCCCGGGAAACAGCGCUCCGAGGACCUCGAGGACACGGACGAAAUGAGCAACAUGGAGCCCGACCAUGCACUGGAGUUCCUGAAGCGCGACUUGCGGGACCACAUGGGCGACGUGAUGUGGAACGGGCGCAUCCUGCACCGCCAUGCCGUCCUCCUGCACCACCUCGGCGUCGACCACCACUCCCGCGAGCGCUGGACGGACGAAGAGCGCGCCGAAUACGCCGACGUGAUCAAGAAGUACAACGUCAUGGCCAUCUUCCACGGCCACGACCACGAGCCGAAGUUCUACGAGUGGGAGGGCGUCAACGUGUUCAACGGGCCCAGCGUGUCGCUCGACGACGAGCACUUCCCCAAGGUCGAGGGCCGGAAGCACCACUACCAGUUCCUCGUCGCGUCCGUCGAAGUCCGGGACCCGUACCACUUCCACACGAACUGGGGCAAGAUCCGGUUCAGGGUCGCGGAGUGGUCGACGCUGCACGGGAAGAAGGGCGACGGGUCAGACGGGGACUGGGGACUCACGUUUAUACAGGAGGUGGUGCCUUCGCCUGACGUGGCGGGCCGGGGGGGUGUCUCGGCGUGGGUGGCGCGCGGCUACCAGUACCUGCGGUCUCUCGUGCCUGGCCGGAAGGCGUGA